Molecule: messenger RNA, 465 nt
Organism: Drosophila eugracilis
Lineage: Eukaryota; Metazoa; Arthropoda; Insecta; Diptera; Drosophilidae
Product: kunitz-type serine protease inhibitor bungaruskunin
Exons: 2
Coding region: 61-450 (129 amino acids)
Molecular function (GO): serine-type endopeptidase inhibitor activity
Source: RefSeq, a predicted model, not a curated record
GGCUCAGUUCAGUACACAGUCGUUGCUAUUAACGUUCAGUUAUCAGGUUUCACAGACAAAAUGCGUCUGCGGAUGACCCAGUUUCUGUGCCUUGGGGCACUUCUAUUGCUAAGUCUUAUGCAACUCACGCAGGCAGUGGCCACACCCAACAACAAUAAUAAUAAUAAUAAUGCUAAGCCGAAGCCUAUUGCUCAGGUGCAACCAGCGAGUCCGGCAGGAAAAAAGCCUGCAAUCGUUGCAACCACAUUAAAGCCACAGAGAUUGGUUCAAGAUCCCAAAUGCCUGCAGCCCUUGGAAACGGGUCCUUGUCGGAUGAACCUGGAGAGGUUCUACUACAACAAGGACACAAAAACCUGCGAGACCUUCAAGUACGGCGGAUGUCGCGGCAAUGACAAUCGUUGGGGAUUCCGGCAAACUUGCGAGGAGGCUUGUCUUCCAAAGAAUAAAUAAUCACAAGGAAUGUAA